AACUCUUCUCAUUGUCAGUGUUAAAUAUUGUUUCCACUUGUUGUAGACUAAUAAUUAUGAUUUUGGAUCUGGGGAUCAUUAUUUUAUCAAUUAUCAUAACUCAGCCAAUUUCACCGGAACCACUUCUUCCAUAUAUGUGGACUGCGGAGUAGAUAAAUUUAAAAUACAGCGAUAUAGUUUUUUUCCAAAAACAGGGAAUAUUUGGUAAUGAAGAAUGUUGCAAGCCAUGAAGUUGUAUAAGUGUGACAAAUUUCAGGUCCAUAUCCAGGCAAUAAUAGACUUUGAGUAAAUCACGAUCACAAUGAGGGUUCAUUUUUACAAUUUGGAACACUUCGAAGAAAACUGAUGCUUGUGAUAUUUCCUAUCUGACUGAUUAAAAGAUUAUCACAAAAGAUGAACUGCUAUAAAAACGUGUUCAGGAUUUGAGCACUCGAUAGAAACAGUUGCCACGCCAAUAUGUCUCGAACGUCGCGGUUACUUGUUCUCGUGUCAUGCCUCGCGCUGACGACGUCUAAUUCGUUUGGAAAACGGCAGCAAGUGAGAUAUUUUCCUAAUGGAUUCCUGUUCGGAAGCUCAACUUCUUCUUAUCAAGUUGAAGGCGCUUGGGACGAAGAUGGUAAAUCGCCAAACGUUUGGGAUACUGCAACCCAUGCGCGGCCAUGUUGGAUUAGUGAAUGCCAUAAUGGAGAUGUCGCUACUGAUUCUUAUCAUUUAUACAAAAGAGACGUCGAAAUGAUGAGAGAACUUAACCUUGAUUUCUAUAGGUUUUCAAUAUCGUGGUCUAGAUUAUUACCAACAAGUUUCAAUGAUAAUAUAAAUGAAAAAGCUGUGGAAUUCUAUAGGAAUUUAAUUGAUGAAAUGCUUAUGUAUAACAUCGAACCCAUGGUUACAUUGUAUCACUGGGAUUUGCCCCAGAAACUGCAAGACAUGGGAGGUUGGACUAAUCCGCACAUUGUUGACUGGUUUGUGGACUAUGCGCGCAUUGUCUUCGACCAAUUCGGUGAUCAAGUAAAUUUCUGGAUUACUUUCAACGAACCUCGCGACAUUUGUCAUCAAGGUUACGGAGCUAGUACUUUGGCGCCUUUGCUUAAAAUAGCAGGCGUAGCAGAAUAUAUGUGCGCGAAAAAUUUAUUAUUAGCUCACGCCAAAACUUAUCACAUGUUCAAUAAGGAAUUCAGAUCUUCAAAAGAAGCAAUGGUUGGUAUCAGCAUAAGUGCUAAUUGGCUAGAACCUGAAUCACAGGAACAUGCUGAAGCUGCCGAGGAGUCAAGAGCUUUCGAGUAGGGCAUCUACAUUCACCCUAUCUUUUCGAAAACGGGAGAUUAUCCACCAGUGGUGAAGGAAAAAAUAGCGGCCAAGAGUAUUGCCCAAGGUUUUUCAAGAUCCAGAUUACCCGAAUUAUCUACAGAAGAAGUAGAACUCAUUAGAGGCACAUCGGACUUUUUUGGGCUGAAUCAUUACACUACUUACAUUUUGUACAGGAAUGAAUCUGUCUAUAGUAUGCACGAAGUUCCCUCAAUGUAUGAUGAUCAAGAAAUUGCAUUUUAUCAACCCGCUGAAUGGAAACCUAGUGUGGCUAAGUGGUUGAAGGACGUGCCAUGGGCUUUCUACAAACUCUUGACAUACAUCAAGGAAAACUACAAUAACCCUGCUGUCUACAUCACUGAGAAUGGUUUUGCUACCGCUGGAGGUCUAGAAGAUAACGACAGGGUCGAGUACUACUUAGGCCAUCUUGAUGCACUAUUAGAUGCUGUUGAAGAGGGAUCUGAUAUUAGAGGUUACACUGCAUGGUCUUUGAUGGACAACUUUGAAUGGACGGUGGGAUACACACAGAGAUUCGGCCUGUACGAAGUAGACUUCGAGAGUCCGGAACGCACACGCACCCCUCGUAAGUCAGCUUUUGUUAUAAAAGAGAUGGCGCGCACGCGCAAAUUGGAUCCCUUCUACGAGCCAGAUACCACGGUCAUGACUAUCGACGAAGGACAUUGAAGGCGAUUAUACCGUUUGGCAUUGUAAACUUUGUGAGCCGAUUACACUUUCAUAAAGUACGUGACAUAUGCGUUUAACGAUCUGUUCACAAUGUUUAAGUAAUAUUGUUUGA
This is a messenger RNA of Hyposmocoma kahamanoa, 2101 nucleotides long. RefSeq names its product myrosinase 1-like. NCBI's taxonomy places the organism in Eukaryota, Metazoa, Arthropoda, Insecta, Lepidoptera, Cosmopterigidae. Gene Ontology annotation, biological process: carbohydrate metabolic process. Bases 457 to 1284 code for a protein of 275 amino acids. The transcript has 6 exons. The record is from RefSeq and is a predicted model, not a curated record. Gene Ontology annotation, molecular function: beta-glucosidase activity.